AUGCUACAAGGGAGAGUGACGAGGGAUGGCGGCGCGGUGACAGAGAGGGUUAACGGUGCGGGUGAGAAGAGAGUGUGUGCUGCAGAGAGUGAAGAAGGGAGAGUGGCGUUGGGGAAUAUGCAAAUAGGGAUUUGGGAUGGAUUGAAGGAGAUUGAUGAUUCGGUUGCCAAAAUUCGAGAUGCUGUGAAGUAUGUCAGAUCUUCAAAUUCAAGAUUAGCUAGGUUUAAGGCAUGUAUUGCACAAGAGAAUAUUCCACAUAAUACUCUUGUUUGCCUAGAUGUUGAAACGCGAUGGAACUCUACAUACUUAAUGUUAGUAGCAGCCUUAAAGCAUCAGAAGGCAUUUGAGCUAUUAGAGAUGCAAGACAAAAAAUUUAUUGAUGAAUUAAACAAGGGAAGAGGGGUACCUUCAUUUCAAGAUUGGGAUUAUGCUAAGUCCGUCUUACCAUUUUUAGAGAUGUUUUACGAUGCUACACUUCGCAUCUCUGGAUCCUCUUAUGUCACUAGUAACUUAUACAUGAAAGAAGUGUUUGCUCUUGGAAGGAGGAUUCAACAAUAUCGUGAUGAUGAUGAUUUGAGCAUAAGUCUUAUGGCAAGUAAGAUGAAAGCAAAAUACAACAAGUAUUGGGGAAAUGCAAAAACUAUUAACAUGUUGUUGUUAAUUGCCAUAGUUCUAGAUCCCUGCCAUAAGUUGGAUUAUGUUGAGUGGUGCCUAGUUAAUUCUUUUAGUGUGGAAGUGGACGGUGAAUUGAAGACAAAUUUGUCUUCUUGUCUUCAUUUACUUUAUAAUUUAUAUCAAGGUGCAGAUGAAGGAAACCAAGAUGAUACCCUCUCCCAACCGAGUGCAAGUGAUAAAGUCAAAGACAUUUAUGAUAUGGGGUUAUAUCAUCGAUCAACCGGUCGCAAAUCCAAUCUUAAAUCUGAGCUUGAUCGUUAUUUGAAUAAGACUGUGAGCCAGAUGAUAAGCCUUUGGAUAUUCUAG
Molecule: messenger RNA, 981 nt
Organism: Arachis ipaensis
Lineage: Eukaryota; Viridiplantae; Streptophyta; Magnoliopsida; Fabales; Fabaceae
Product: zinc finger BED domain-containing protein RICESLEEPER 1-like
Molecular function (GO): DNA binding
Source: RefSeq, a predicted model, not a curated record